CCCGGGGCGUGUCCGGGCAGGGGGCGGGGCCAGUGGCGGCCGCGAUGGCGUCGCUGUUCGGCGGCGUGGAGGGCGGGGGCACCCACUCCAGGGUGGUGCUGGUGUCCGGGGAUGGCCAAAUCCUGGCCGAGACCGAGGGACCCUGCACCAACCACUGGCUCAUCGGCUCCGAGAAGUGCCUGGAGAGGAUCGAGCGCAUGGUCAGCGAGGCCAAGAGCAAAGCGGGCGUGGACCCCCAGGUGCCCCUGCGCUCGCUGGGGCUGUCGCUGAGCGGAGGGGACCAGCAGGACGCCAUCGGGAAGAUGACGGAGGAGCUGCAGCGCCGCUUCCCGCACCUGAGCCAGAGCUACUUCAUCACCACCGACGCCGUGGGGGCCAUGGCCACGGCCACCGACCACGGUGGGGUUUGGCCUUGGGCCCCUUGUCCCUGGCCCCAUCGUCACUGCCCCUGUUGUUCCUGCCCCCUUGUCCCUGUCCCCAUUGUCACUGCACCCCUUUUCCCAUCCCUGUCACCCUUGUCCCUGGAGGUUGGGAUGGCGUUGGUGACACCGGGCACCAUGUCACCCCUGUUCCCAGCCUACUGGAUCGCUCACCAGGCAGUGAAGAUGGUCUUUGACUGCAUGGACAACCUGGAGGUGCCGCCCCACGACGUCGCCUACGUCAGGCAGGCCAUGUUCGACUACUUCCAGAUCUCGGACAGGAUGGGGCUCCUGACCCACCUCUACCGCACCUUCGAGAAGUCCAAAUUUGCGGGAUUUUGCCAGAAACUGGCGGAGGGUGCCCAGCUCGGCGACCCCCUGUGCUGCCACAUCUUCACCAAGGCCGGCGAGGUGCUGGCGCGCCACGUGGUCGCCGUGCUGCCCAAAAUCCACGAGAGCCUGUUCCGGGGCGAGCUGGGGCUGCCCAUCGUGUGCGUGGGCUCGGUGUGGAACAGCUGGCAGCGCCUGCGGCCGGGGUUCGUGCCGGUGCUGGAGCGGGCGCGGCACGCGGCUCGCGGGGACUUCUCCAGGUUCAGCCUGCUGAAGCUGAGGCGCUCCUCGGCGCUGGGGGGAGCGCGGCUGGGGGCCAGGCACGCGGGCACGGCGCUGCCGCUGGAGCGCGCCGGCAGCGUGGACGUGUUCUACACGCACGCCUUCGGGGAGCCGUGACCCCAAAAGGGGACGGCGCCCCAGAACGGCCCCCCCGAGCGGCCCCCCGGGGGGACGGGGCCGGGCCGUGUGUGGGGAAUCAAAAGUGCCCAGAAAGGUGAAAGUGCUGGAAAAUCCUCCAGGAGGGAAAUUCCCAAGCAGAGCCACCUCAGGCUCCAAACUGGGAAUGACUGGGAUCACUGGGAGGGGCGGGGCGGCCAAACCCGCUCACGGAGACCCCGCAGUUUUCCAAGGAAAACUCCGGCCCCGCUCCCUUCCAAAAAACGUUUAUUUGGGAUAACACCUCGUUUGAAAUUUACAGCAUUGGGGGGGUGGGGGAAGGAGGGAAUGGGGGGAGAAAUCCAAGGAAAAGCGGGAAAAGGAGGAGGUGAAAACGUGGGAUCGCUCCAGGGGACGCAUCCCGUCCUGCCCAGCCAAAAACGGCCCCAGAUGGGUUUGGAGGGGGGAUUCCGUGGGGCUGCUGCUCCCAGGGGGGCUGGGGAAAGCGGGACGUGCCGGAAUUCCAUGAGCUCAGCCCUGUUCCCGCUCCGGCGGCGCCGAUCCCGCUGCUCCGUGAGCUGCUCGGCUCGGGGGUUGCCAGGGAUGAGCAGAGCAGUGGGGCUGCUGCUCUCCCAGCAUUCCCAGCAGCUCCCUCCUUCCCUGGAAAAGGGGUCGGGGAGCCUGGAACGCUCCUGGCUUCCCUGCUCUGGGAUUUCCAGCCCCGAGAAGGUCCCGUUUUCCAGGGAUGGGCUUUGUAACCCUGGGAGGCUC
Passer montanus (Eurasian tree sparrow) is the source of this 1898-nucleotide messenger RNA. It is a transcript of the gene NAGK, whose product is annotated as N-acetylglucosamine kinase. The transcript has 10 exons. Gene Ontology annotation, molecular function: N-acetylglucosamine kinase activity. The record is from RefSeq and is a predicted model, not a curated record. NCBI's taxonomy places the organism in Eukaryota, Metazoa, Chordata, Aves, Passeriformes, Passeridae. Bases 45 to 1148 code for a protein of 367 amino acids.